This is a messenger RNA of Dreissena polymorpha, 4451 nucleotides long. RefSeq lists its product as uncharacterized. Lineage: Eukaryota; Metazoa; Mollusca; Bivalvia; Myida; Dreissenidae. Gene Ontology annotation, molecular function: calcium ion binding. The transcript is spliced from 14 exons. Gene Ontology annotation, biological process: homophilic cell-cell adhesion. Bases 484 to 2205 code for a protein of 573 amino acids. Gene Ontology annotation, cellular component: membrane. The record is from RefSeq and is a predicted model, not a curated record.
UUUGGGGAACAUAAUCAAACAAAUGGCGAAUUACGCAUUUAAUAGCGAACAACUUUAUCUCUGUAGUUUGUAUCGACCGUGGAUUACGUAUGUCAAGGUUAGCCUUAUAACAUUUCUCCUCGUUACUAAACCUUAUCUGAAGAGCGAAAAGCCCGUGUUUGGAGAUAUCAUGGCGAACCUCCAAGUUGGUUGAUAAACCAACAAUUUCUGAUUCGAUUUGACAGACUUGCAGUAGAACAUGUUUGAACGAAUCAGUGUUGUUAGAAACCGGACUUUAAAGAGCACAAAAAACUAUUCCAGAUGGCUCGUGUUAUAGCUUGGUUUAAUUUCUUUUCACAUCUGUCUUAACUUUUUUUAUGGAAAUAUUGUUUAGUCGGGUACUGAUAACAAAUGUCAUGAACAUGGUCGACAACUAUUGAUGAUGGGAAAAUAUUUGGCGAACAUACAUAUCUGGUGAUAAAUUCGCAGUCGAAUUUCUGAAAAAUGAAUGCACACAAUAUUGCCGUGUUUGCUGUUUCACUUCUUUUACUGACAACAACAGUUCAAGGUUCCUGCAAAAUCGACUCACAGCAACAGCAAUCGACUUUUUCUAUAAAAGAAACAGCCGAAAACGGAACGCAUAUACUCAACGGAACGAACGAUCCCAUGGAUGUAAUUGAGCUCAAAGUAAAACAACCGUCCUUAGACAACCAGCAGCUUAACAAACUGAUCAGUUUCUUCAUGCUUCAGAAGCCAGAUGACGCCACAUUUAUAAUUUCCAUUACGAAACCUCUAGAUCUGGAGUAUUUCAACGGUGAAUUUGGCAGAGAAAUAACGUUCUUGAUGUUAGUCUUGAAGUGUGGGGCAGAUACGCUACCAGAGAUCACUGUCACCAUAUCACCAGUGAAUGAGGUUAACCCCGAGUUUAAUGGUGCUCCUUACUUCAAACGCGUGCGAGAGGACAUGCCUGAAAACGAACUGUUAAUGGACCUGUCGCCAUUCGUAACGGACAAAGACGUCGGUGAUACCGUCAACUUUUAUUACAACAUUUUUCCGUACGCUAUUGGGAACGAAGAGCAUGGCGCUGACAAAUAUUUUAUAAUGCGUGCAACAACAAAUGGCAGAAUUACAAAGAACAACAUUACUAUGGAUUUUGACACCAUGCCUUCACAUGUGCUGAUGCUAAACAUCAGCGUAAAGGAUGCCCCAGGAGCUACUGCCCGGACAUCGUUCGCCACUAUCAACAUCACAGUGACCGACGCGGAUGAUCAGAGGCCCACGUGGGACCAUCCCGAGUGCAUGAAAUGUACCGCACCGCCAUACACAGCAACGAUCCGAGACACGGACAAAAAUAUAGUGUUGGCUAUUCAACCCAGACCUCUACAGGCCAUAGAUUUAGACACCUUAGGGACCCCAAUGUUUUACAGUAUCCAAUCAGGUAAUGACAAUGGUAUGUUUAGCAUCGACGCAGCAAGUGGGGCAAUAAGCUUGCUCAAAUCCGUGAGAGAGGUCGGAUUUACAGGAGCCCUAUUACGAUUGGUCAUACAGGUGAAGAAAGAUCUGUCAGGUAAGGACCUCUCCAACUUUGCUGUGCUCUCAGUGAACAUAUUCGGUCGUCAAGUCAACAGCACAGAAACACUGCCGCCAGACGGCGCAGCGACGGAAGAAGAUAGAGGCUUGGCGUUGCUUAUCCCUCUCGUGAUUGUAGGAGUGCUUCUUGUCGGCAUCCUUGCUGCUCUCGUGGUGGUCGUCAUCUUGUAUCAAAAGAAACGGAAGCAGACGACUGUGGCGCCUGACGACAAAUCUGAACCGCAGACGGAGGAAGAGGAACUUAACACAGACGGGGAAAGCUACGCCGGGCACGACUUUAACAAGAAAAUCGUCUUCGGUAACAAGACAACCCAGGGGAUCAGUACAGACGAGUUUCCCGAUACUGGAGGCAUCCGGGCGAACAAGCUUGCACCACUUCCGCUGCGGGAUACUGGGACUGAGACUGUUGAGGAGGGGCAGAAGAAGAAGCGGUCGAGGCGAAGAAACAAGAACAAAGAACCGGAGAUUUUUGACGGGACGAAGGAGUAUAAUAUGGGUGUUGACCCCGAGUUCUUUGAAUCAGGGGACAAACAAAGAGUGAAACGGUCCCAGAGGUCUUAUGAGAAGAAAGUUGACCCAUCCACCUGGAUAACUGUUCCUAACGACCAACCCGGAGAAGAUGGGGUGAAUCUAUAGGCUACAAUAAUUGUGUAUACUUUGCCAUGGUGAUAACAUCUUCACUUAGUUGAGUCGCGUUAUGAGAAAACUGGGCAUAAUUCUUGUGCGUAAAGCGUCAUCCCAGAUUAGCCGGUGCAGUUCGCACAUGCUAAUCAGGGACUACAUUUUCCGCUUUUAUGACAUUUUUCGUUUAAACGAAGUCUUUUCUUCGCAAAACUGCAAUUUAGGCGGAAAGUGUCGUCCCUGAUUAGCCUGUGCAGACUGCACAGGCUAAUCUGGGACGACACUUUACGCACAUGCAUUAUGCCAAGUUUUCUCAGAACACGACUCAGUUUAUCGGUGUUUGUAAAGCAAGCGCAUGCACAUUGCUGAAUACAAUAUGGUAGUGAAAUACUUAGCUGAUGGGUUUAACAAUCUGUGAUUGCGAACACCUUAAUUUGAUGAAGAAUAUGGUGUCGAUGUCAUCGGCAGUGUCAUGAUGUGUGGACAUUGGAAGAACACUUAUUGUGCCCUCUAUGUUGUAUGACUAUUAAGCAUUAUAGUGGUGCUUAUUUUUCUCGGUGUUAAAUGCUGUGAUGUUUUUCUCAAAACCCGUUUUCGUAGAAAGCGUUGUAGUAUUUUUUUUAAUCUUGUGCUAGAAUUGAUAUGGUCAACUGAUGUAAAUGGGUUUUAGAGCCCAGCGUAAGUUAAAUCUGAGUGGUUUUGUGGUUUUAUUUUAACGUAAGUGUUUCAAGGACAAAGUUUUGUAUCAGAGUUAAAUAUAAAUAUUGUGCAACUUAUUUCAUUCAGAAUUUAUAAUUUCUAGAAUGACGUGACCGUGAUUCAAUUGUAAUUGUUUUUAUUUACGGCAGUAAAUGUAUAUUUAUUAUGUCGAAUAGUAUGUUGCAACGACUGUGAUAUUAUCUUUUAUCGUUUUAAGGAAUUUUUAUAGAUGUUCUUAUUUUUGAAAAUAUCAUUUAAUUAAUUCACUUACGCAACUGUAAUUUUUGGAAUAGUUUAACAAAUUAUAAAAAAUCUGAUUAAAUAAAAAGUGCCUGCCCUGGAGAUUGAAUCCGAGACCUCUAGAAGCAAUCGCUAACUCGCAAAACCACGCGGACUUUUGACAUGAAGCGUAGAAAACACUAUGUCGGUAAUACACGUUUGUUUCCUGAAUUAUCGAAGAAACGCUUUAUAAACGCUUGAUAAUUUUUCCGAUUUUGAUUGAUGAUUGUCAAGAAACGAACAUAUUUGUUUUCAAGUUUGUUUUUCAAGUGUUUUUUUUCUUAUUUGAGUAGAAUGCACGCACUACUUUUUGAAUCUAUGUAGAAAACGAUAGAUAUAGCAAACUGUUUAACAAGUUUCUUAAAAUGUUAUGUUCCUUCAUAUUAUCUCGAUUAAGAUCUGAUUGAAGAGGUAGUAAUCACGGGUAAUAAAUGUUAUUGCAACAUUCUGAUAUUCUGAUUAUUUUGUAGCUGUAACACAAAAUCCGGUAUUAAUAGGAUACACAAAUGUAUGCAAUAAUAUAUUUUUAUUUAGUUUUUCUAUUUCUGUAAUAAGAGGCUAUGAUUAUUCUAGUGCUAUUAUAUCGGACAUUGUUUAAAUGAAUUUGCUAAGGAAAUAUGUCUUAUGUGUUUGUUGUAUCAUACAUAUUUAUUGUUGCGUGCUCAUGUUAUUUUAGUUCAUGUUAUCUUUUUUAUAAAGAGACUUUAUAUGUAUUAAAUAUUGUUCCUUAAAGGUGGUGCUAUAUUGAAAUUUACAGAUUGUUUGAACUAUUUGUGAAACUGGUGGAUGUUGAUAUUGUAAUUAUUAUAAGAUGAGCUCUGACAGAUGUACGUAGUAGCAAAUCUAACGAAACGUCCACGUUUUGUCUCUAACAAUAUUGAAAUACGAGCAUUAUGAAAUAUAUAAUUAAAACGUCAAAUUCAAAUAUAUCAACCAGUUUAAGUCCUUUCAAUUUGUAAUUCAUGCAUUCUUACGUUUCUGAGUUGAAAGCGUAUGUUUCUUGCGAAUUCAAAGGGACAUUAAUUCAGCUUAAGCUUUUGAAAUUCAUAAGCAUUAAUGUCAUCGUUAACUUAUUCAAACAAAGCAAGUAUUACUGAUUUACAUUUUCGUGCAUAUAUUUCAAUUAAACAGGUUGCACGUGAUUUCAAAAGAUUUUUAUUAUUCAUAUCAAAUACUUCAUAUGUGCUAAAGUACGUCAGUAUCUAUGUCUCAUUCAUUUUUGUCAUCGUAUUGCCAGACUUUGCUAAAUAUAUUUAAGAUAGAAAAUAAAGCGAUUCUAUGAA